Aspergillus versicolor CBS 583.65 is the source of this 1947-nucleotide messenger RNA. RefSeq names its product WD40 repeat domain-containing protein. Gene Ontology annotation, biological process: regulation of transcription by RNA polymerase II; chromatin organization. The transcript has 3 exons. NCBI's taxonomy places the organism in Eukaryota, Fungi, Ascomycota, Eurotiomycetes, Eurotiales, Aspergillaceae. Gene Ontology annotation, molecular function: TBP-class protein binding; transcription coregulator activity. Gene Ontology annotation, cellular component: SAGA complex. The record is from RefSeq and is a predicted model, not a curated record. Bases 1 to 1947 code for a protein of 648 amino acids.
AUGGCCUCCCUGGUGGAAGAUGAGGACGACCGAGACCUCGCAGGUUCGCAAGAUGGAAGCUCGGAUAAUGAGAUGGAAGAUGCACUCAGAGACGCAGAUGAAGGCGGAGGUGACAAUGAACCGGAGAUGGACGUGGAUGGCGACGCAGACGACCAAGAUGCGCAAGAUGCGCAAGAUGCGGAUAGCCCCUCUAAUGCAUCUGAAAGUGCCGGAGGAGCAACCCAACAAAACCAGGAUAGCACGACGACCUCUACCGUUCCAAACAAUGCCGCGUCCAAUCUAUCUUCUGUUUUUCAUCCGAACGUGCGCUCCGAAUGCCUAACAGCUUCCAGCUAUGAUAUAGUGCCUACAACAGCUGCGCCCCACAGCACCUCGAUCAAUGCCAUAACGGCGACGGCGGAUAUGAGAUGGGUAUAUAGCGGAGGCUCGGAUGGAUACGUGCGGAAGUUCAACUGGGUGGAUUCGAUCAACAGCAAGCUCAUGUUAACUGUCGCGCAAAGACAUCCGUUCGUGGAUAGUGUGAUAAAAGCGGGAGUCGUGAUGACAUACUGGGAGAAUAUGGAUGGCAACGCACUGUCACCAGUUUACUCGCUGGCAAGUCAAAGCGAAGGGCUCUGGUUGUUGUCCGGUUUGGAAUCUGGCAGUAUCCGACUGCAAUCAACUCGGCAUGAUGAAGGCAAAGAGAUCGCAUUAUUACAGCAACAUACUUCAGCGGUAUCGGUCUUGUCUCUAACAUCCGAUGAGAAAUCAUUACUUUCCGGUAGCUGGGAUAAGCGGAUCUAUGAUUGGGACCUCAAUACAGGCCAAACCAGACGCGCAUUUGGGUCGAGCGCGCGUCAGAUCUCAGCAAUCGAGCUACGUCCUGAAUCCAGUCUGCCAAUCCCCAGAGACACAUCUGAAUUUCAACAACCCAAUGGAACUUACUCAUCCAAUAACCAAUCAAGCGCGGUUAACAGUUUCGAUUAUAUAGACACAUCCAACGAACAGGGCGAGAACGGUGCUACGAACCCGCAGGCGGGGUCACCAGCAGACUCGCUCUUUGGGGGAGCCGAUUCACUGUUCGGUGAUGCCGAUGGAAAUGCUGCCGACGGAAUGGGGUCGUCGACUAAUGCAUUCGGCAUUGACGACGACGAUGAGUUCGGAAAAGCACUUGCCAACGGCGGCCUUGCUGACGCCGAUGCUCCUGGAGAACCGGACACUCAGCCAAAUGGUCUCUUCGAUAGUACCUUCUCUUCCAAUGAUACAGGCGGUAUGGAGUUAAACACACCGACAGCCGCCCAAGCAGCAAACUCUCAGCCAACAGAGACAUCGAAUAACCAGCCCCAAACGGAACCAUUGGCCAACGGUCUCCCUCACGCUGAAGAAUUAGAGCAGCCCUCACAAGACCAGGAACAGUCUCAACAAACUCCGUUCGAGGCAACUAAUGUCACCGAUAAUACAUUCCUCGCUGCUUCAAUAGAUGGUACCAUCCGGAUAUGGGACCGACGACAACCGUCCGCGAUCGCCCGCAUCACUCCUCGCAAUUCUCCUCCUUGGUGUAUGAAUGCCUGCUGGUCCCCAGACGGAAACUACAUCUAUGCCGGCCGUCGAAACGGCACAGUAGAAGAAUACAGUCUACAUAAGGGCCUUCGAGAGCCAGAACGAACCUUCAAAUUCCCACAGGGGAGUGGUCCAGUCACAGCUCUCAGGGCAAUGCCUAACGGUCGACACCUUGUUUGCGCAUCCCACGACAUCCUCCGCCUGUACGAUUUAAAACACGAGCAAGCAACCCGCCAUUCAACUGUUCCCUUCCUCAUUAUCCCCGGUCAUCGCACAGGUACAGUUUCGCAGCUGUAUGUCGACCCGGCAUGUCGCUUCCUCAUCUCCACAAGUGGCAAUAGAGGAUGGGAAGGCAGCACGACAGAGGUCUUGUUGGGUUAUGAGAUUGGCGUCCCUGUUGCUCGGUAG